Clarias gariepinus (North African catfish) is the source of this 1012-nucleotide messenger RNA. Its product is annotated as hepatic lectin-like. Gene Ontology annotation, molecular function: fucose binding; D-mannose binding. The coding region runs from base 45 to 713 and encodes 222 amino acids. The record is from RefSeq and is a predicted model, not a curated record. Gene Ontology annotation, cellular component: external side of plasma membrane. Gene Ontology annotation, biological process: biological process involved in interspecies interaction between organisms. The transcript has 5 exons. NCBI's taxonomy places the organism in Eukaryota, Metazoa, Chordata, Actinopteri, Siluriformes, Clariidae.
GACUCAGGAAUUUAGUGUUUUCAUGAGUCUUCUUUAGAUUAGAGAUGUUUCAGCAUUCUUCUGAACGAAUUGAAAUGGUGGUGGAUAUCUAUGAAAGUGCAGAUGCUGUGAGAGGUUAUGACCCUGAACCUGAUAGUGAUGACACAAAGAAAGACCCAGACACAGCACCACACACUGUUCACACUGCAUUGAGGUGUCACAGACUGCCUGCAGUGUGUGUGGUCCUGCUGUGUGUUCUCCUGCUGACUGCCGUCACUGUGCUGUGGAUCCUAAAUAUGAAAAAUAAUCAGCUACAGACCAAAAACAACAGCAUUCAAAAUGAGACGGAUACUUUAGGAUGGAAAUACAACUCCAGUUUUUAUUACUUUUCUACUGAGAAGAAGAACUGGACUGAGAGCAGACAGGACUGCAUAGAGAGAGGAGCAGACCUGGUGAUCAUAAACAGCAGAGAGGAAAAUGAGUCCAUCACUGACCAUCUGGUGGGAGACCGCACUUGGAUUGGUCUGAGUGACUCAGAAACAGAGGGAAAGUGGAAAUGGGUAAAUGGAACAGAAUUAACGAAUGGCACUGGGUACUGGUAUGAGGGACAACCAAAUGAUUAUGAUAAUAAUGAGGACUGUGGGGUGCUCUGGAACUAUCCAGAUAGGAAGGGUUGGAAUGACGCACCAUGCACUCGAGAGUUUUGGUGGAUCUGUGAGACGACGGCUUUUUAGUGAUAAAUUUAGAACCAACAGGUAAAAGAUAUAAUGCUUGCAAACAUAUUAAACAAAAUGUACUAAGCAGCCAGACCAUCUGUAGUUAGACCAUUUAGAUCCACUAUAACUAUCAUUUGUGAAGAGUGUUUAUGUGUAAACCCACUCUCAGUGAACAUUCUAACACAGAACUACCACAUUUUAAAAUUCAGGGAGAUCAUAUCUAUUUUAUAUAAAUAUUGAUUUAAUGUAAAUUGCAGUGCACAGAUGAAGAAGCCAUGGAUUUUACACACUCAGGAUUUGACCAGUCCUCUAAUCUA